Prosopis cineraria is the source of this 2652-nucleotide messenger RNA. Its product is annotated as ABC transporter G family member 7-like. Gene Ontology annotation, cellular component: membrane. NCBI's taxonomy places the organism in Eukaryota, Viridiplantae, Streptophyta, Magnoliopsida, Fabales, Fabaceae. The record is from RefSeq and is a predicted model, not a curated record. Gene Ontology annotation, molecular function: ATP binding; ATP hydrolysis activity; ABC-type transporter activity.
CGGACUCCGGCAAAACGAUGUCGUUUCCGUCCAUCUCAUGAUUCUUGCUUUCUCCGUUUUCGCCGCAGUUUCAGUUAGCAGCAAGCAGCUUCAGCGGAGAACGUAGCUCGCUGCAAAGCGAAAGAGCAAGAGACGAAAUUAGCGGAAAAAGAUAAUGGUGGCUUUUGGCGGGAAAAAGCUGCGCCAAGUGGUUGCAGGCUUCGGUGGUAACGGUCUCAGCCAGGUCCUCGCUGCUGUGGCAGUGACGUCCUUUUCGGCUCUUCUCUGUCCCGGACCCGUACUCCCCCCGGAAACCGAGAAUGGGGACUGCGGCGAUGGGGAGGGGAAGGAUGAUGUUGACGAAGGUGAAGCUGAAGGUCCGGCUUCCGGUAACAACAUCACCUGCUCUCUUUCUGAUAAAUCCUUCACGUCUGUGAGAUUUUUGCUCGAAAAUGUGAGCGGAGAAGCAAAGCCUGGAAGAUUAUUGGCUAUAAUGGGGCCGUCAGGUUCUGGAAAAACUACAUUGCUCAAUGUUCUUGCGGGUCAGCUGGCAGCAAAUCCCCGGCUGCAUCUAUCAGGCCUUUUAGAGUUCAAUGGGAAGCCUAUUUCAAAGAAAGCUUAUAAGUUUGCUUAUGUGAGACAGGAGGAUCUGUUUUUCUCACAGCUCACAGUGCGAGAGACAUUGUCCCUUGCUACAGAACUCCAGCUGCCUGGGAUAUCUUCCGUGGAAGAGAGAGAUGAACAUGUGAAAAACCUCUUGUUCAAACUAGGAUUGGUCAGCUGUGCUGACAACACAGUCGGUGAUGCAAAAGUUCGGGGAAUUAGUGGUGGUGAGAAGAAACGCUUAUCUUUGGCAUGCGAGCUUCUUGCAAGCCCAUCUGUCAUAUUUGCUGAUGAACCAACUACUGGACUGGAUGCCUUUCAGGCUGAGAAAGUGGUGGAAACUCUCCAACAACUUGCACAAGAUGGUCAUACAGUAAUUUGCUCUAUACAUCAGCCAAGAGGUUCGGUGUAUAAUAAAUUCGACGACAUUGUCUUGCUAACUGAGGGUUCACUUGUUUAUGCUGGUCCUGCUCGUGAUGAACCAUUGGCAUACUUCUCAAAAUUUGGGUACCAUUGCCCUGAUCAUGUGAAUCCUGCUGAAUUGGCUGAUGUUAUAUCCAUUGACUACAGUUUCUGCUGAAAGAAAUUCUUUUAUUCCUCUCAAAAGAGAAUUAAUGGUCUUGUUGAGUCAUUCUCUGAAAGACUUUCUACAAUAAUAUACGCAUCCCCAAUUACCAAAGAAGUGCUUAACAAAGGAAAGAGAAUUGGGAUGAGGAUGAGAACUGUAGCUAAGAAGAAAAGAGGUUGGUGGAAACAAUUCUGGUUGCUCCUCAGGCGAGCAUGGAUGCAGGCUUCCCGUGAUGGACCAACAAACAAAGUUCGAGCAAGGAUGUCAAUCGCAUCAGCAGUUAUUUUUGGUUCAGUUUUCUGGAGAAUGGGAAGAUCUCAGACUUCAAUACAAGACAGAAUGGGAUUGCUUCAGGUUGCUGCAAUAAACACAGCUAUGGCUGCUCUUACGAAGACUGUUGGGGUGUUUCCAAAGGAGCGUGCAAUUGUAGACAGAGAACGUGCAAAAGGCUCCUAUUCAUUGGGUCCUUAUCUGUUUUCAAAAUUGCUGGCUGAGAUUCCUAUCGGAGCAGCUUUUCCACUGAUGUUUGGUGCUGUUUUGUACCCUAUGGCACGUCUUCAUCCUACUUUACUAGGAUUUGGGAAAUUCUGUGGUAUAGUCACAGUGGAAUCUUUUGCUGCAUCUGCGAUGGGUCUUACUGUAGGAGCGAUGGUUCCAACCACUGAAGCAGCCAUGGCAGUUGGCCCGUCUCUUAUGACUGUUUUUAUUGUAUUUGGAGGCUAUUAUGUCAAUCCUGAAAAUACUCCAAUCAUCUUCCGCUGGAUUCCUCGCGUUUCUCUCAUUAGAUGGGCAUUUCAGGGAUUGUGCAUCAAUGAAUUUAGAGGUCUUCAAUUUGAACAUCAGAAUCCAUUUGAUGUUCAAACUGGAGAACAGGCACUGGAGCGCAUAUCUUUUGGAGGAAGCAAAAUUAGGGAUACAGUGGUAGCACAAAGUAAGGUACUGCUAUUUUGGUACUGCACCACCUACCUUCUCCUUGAGAAGAACAAGCCAAAGUACCAGCAACUUCAGCCACCUGCACUUGACAACAACAAAUCGCAUUCAAAACUCGAGGAGCUUAAUCCUGAGCAAGAUGAGCAGCCACUUGAAUCCGAACCAGUGAGUCAUAUUGAUUCAAAUCAAGUUGACCCUGUUGGACCUUUCAUCCUAGAAGGUGCUGAGUAGAGAGAGAGAUCUUUGCAAAGGGUGACCUUCUCAGUCCUGAAUUUACAAAGCCAAUAAGCUGUUCUUUCCUUAUAGGACAGGGCAGACGAUCAUGAUGUGACUAGGUACACCCAUCGUAGCUUAGAAAUGUCAUACUUGUUAUAAUAAUAGCGUAUAGAGGACCUUCUUGGGAGUUUGAAUGUAGCAGCAGCCAGCAAGUAUUCGUAGGUGUAAAACUUAGCAAUUUGUUGCCAUGCUGCUGUUUCAUCAACUUUGAACAAAUCUGGAUGGUUCAGAUUUUCUUUAUGUUUUUGUUUUUUUGCAUUUAAAUUUGUGGAAAAUUUGCUUCUUUGAUUCUUUAA